This is a messenger RNA of Aspergillus affinis, 741 nucleotides long. RefSeq names its product Isochorismatase hydrolase. The transcript is spliced from 4 exons. The record is from RefSeq and is a predicted model, not a curated record. Lineage: Eukaryota; Fungi; Ascomycota; Eurotiomycetes; Eurotiales; Aspergillaceae. Bases 1 to 741 code for a protein of 246 amino acids.
AUGGUGCUCCGGCUGUCCAUGCUCUUCCGGGCACUCUCGCUGCUCCCUCUCGCCCUCGCAGCUCAACCAGGAACCCAACCAGUCUACCUCUUAAACCAAGCUUCCACCGUUGAAACCUCGCCUAGGAAAUUCGGAACCCAUUUCGCCGUGCUAAACCUCGACCUUAUCGACGCGGUAGUCGCAAACGUAAACACCACGGACGAGGGAAAGAAAUGGAUCAAGAAUACCGCGAGCUGGAUUGACGCAGUUCACGAACAUAUCCCCCAACCGCUGAACAUCUUCACGCGCAUCUAUUUUUCCACAUCUCAGCGCCCCGAAGUUGGACCUGACACACCAUUCGCGUCUGUCGCGAAGGGACUUGGCAAUUUGACAGAGUCCAGCGCGAAGAGUCGUAUCUAUAAAGCCUUCAAGACGGAGGACGAUGAUGUGGUGGUGCCAAAAACGAGAUAUUAUGCCGGGGCUGGGAACUCGAUCGAGGAGAUUCUGAAUAGCCAGAAGAUAGAUACUGUGAUUUUGUCUGGUAUUCGAACAUCGGGAGUCAUACUCGCGACGGCGUUGAGGUUGUUUGAUUUGGACUAUAAUGUAUAUGUCAUUUCAAACAAUACCAUCGAGCCUGAUCCUUCCGGGGAGAAAAUCCAACAUUCCAUCCUCUACGACAUCUUCCCGAAGAUACCGGUCAAGGUUAUCACGAUUGAGGAGGCGCUUGCAGGGUUGAAGGCUUCAGGGUCGUCAGUUGCAUGA